Messenger RNA from Xiphophorus maculatus (southern platyfish), 2437 nucleotides. It is a transcript of the gene nyx, whose product is annotated as nyctalopin. The transcript is spliced from 4 exons. The record is from RefSeq and is a predicted model, not a curated record. Gene Ontology annotation, cellular component: plasma membrane. Bases 29 to 1471 code for a protein of 480 amino acids. Gene Ontology annotation, molecular function: protein binding. Lineage: Eukaryota; Metazoa; Chordata; Actinopteri; Cyprinodontiformes; Poeciliidae.
GGCAUCUUCCGGAUGAGAGACGGCAGGAAUGACUUCCCUCACUUUCACCGUCUCCGUGCUGUGCCUGCUGCCCCAGUCGGCGUUGGCGCGGUGGGCGUGCGUCCGGGCCUGCCCGCCGUCCUGCUCCUGCACGCAGGAGAAGAGUUGCAGCGUGCUGUGUGACCGCGCCGGCCUGGCCGAGCUGCCCAGAGAGUUCCCCUGUGAGGCGUCCGCCAUCAACCUGGAGAAGAACCGGCUCAAGUUCCUGUCGGAGCGGGCCUUCGGGACCCUGCCCUCGCUCAAGUCUCUGUCUCUGGACCACAACAACAUCUCCUUCAUCACCCCGGGAGCUUUCAAGGGCCUCUCGAACCUGCUGGAGCUGAAAAUGGCCCACAACGAGUACAUCAGCUACCUUCACACCCGGACGUUCACAGGGCUGAAGAAGCUGCAGCGGCUGGACCUGUCCGACUGCAACCUCUUCAGCAUCCCUGACCGCGUCUUCAUCGAGCAGACCGCCAUGACGGAGCUGCUGUGCUUCCAGAACAACUUCCGCAGGAUCCCAGGGGCCAUCCGGGGCAUGGAGAACCUGACGCACAUCUACCUGGAGAGGAACAAGAUCGAGGCGGUGGCCUACAACUCGCUGCUGGGCCUGGGGAGCCUCAGGUACCUGAACCUCCAGGAGAACCGCAUCAAUGUGAUCCAUGACAACGCCUUCCAGGACCUGGUGCGGCUGGAGAACUUCUACCUCAACGACAACCUGCUGUCAGACCUGCCCCGGUUCGCCUUCAAGGGGCUCAGCCGCCUCAAGAUGCUCAACCUCGGGGGCAACCAGCUGAUCAACGUGUCCAAGACGUGGUUCGGUGACUUGGCGGAGCUGGAGGUCCUGUACCUGGACCGGAACCAGCUGCUGAGCUUCGAGGAGGGCGCCUUCGAGAACCUGACCAGCCUGAUCACACUCCACCUGAACAGCAACAACCUGACCACGCUGCCCCUCAGCGUUUUCCAGCCCAUCUACUUCCUGGGCCACCUGUACCUCUUCAAGAACCCCUGGGAGUGCGACUGCGCCCUGGACUGGCUCAAGCAGUGGAUGGAGAGCUACAAGCUGGUGCGGGACAUCCCGUGCGCCUCGCCGUCCUCCGUGGCGGGCCUGGACCUCAGCCAGGUGGUGUUCCCCAAGGCGAACGGCACGUGCGUCGACCCCGCCGAGCUCAACCUGACCACGGCGUCCUCGGAGGUGCAGCCCACCACGGAGAACCGCUUCAACAGCCUCAUCUCCAAGCUGCUGCAGCAGGAGCUCAGGGAGGAGAUGGGGAACGGGACCGAGGUUGCGCGCAACGCGACGCUGCCGGAGCCGGAGGAGGGCCAGCUGUCAGCGGGCGUAGGAGGCCGAGGGACGCAGGCGGUUCAAUCGCUGCUCUGCUUCAUGGUGACGUGGCUCUUCUGUGGUUUAUUCCACCUGCCACAUGCUAGUCUCUGUCUUCGCUGUACAUGAAGAAGAGGACGCUAGCAUCAAGAGUUUUAAAAUCGCUUCUGAGCUAAAAUGUGCUUUUAUUUCUCCCAGGAGGUCUGAAGGCUUGUUGCCCGUUGUAGGAGCCUCUGAGUCGGCUUUUGGAUGUUCCUCUAACCCAGGAACAUGUAGCACAUGGAAUACGACAUGGCAAGCACCGUUUCUAUUGGAGCUAAAAUCCUUGUGCUCAAUAUAUCCUGGACUUCAUGUUUUAUGGGGUAGUUUCAAAAAGUAUUCACCCCUGAUAGAGUUUUUCUCUUAUUGUAUACCUGUCACAUGUAGCCCUCCCUGAUGCCCUACGCGCAGGAAAAGCCAGGCAGUUGUCACGGUAGCGAUUAUGGUGUUCCGUCAGACCGUCAGUUCCAGAAAUCACAAAAUAAGGCUAUUGUGAAAACGGACACAAAGACACUACCACCUCUUUUAGGACGGCAGGAGGAUUAAAUGUUGGAGAUAAAAGUUCAACUGAGUAAAAACAAAAUGUUUUAAUGAAAGAGAAAAAAUAUCUUCAGGCUUCAUGUGAAUAAGUAAUUGCCUCAUAAGCAAUAAGGAGGCAUUUAGUGUUGAUGGCAAUGUCACCAAGUGUUUGCAACACCUGGCAAAAUUGGUGUAAUUCAGCCAAAUUCUAGAGUUUUUGACCAAUAACAGCUUAUUUAAGGGGGCAGUACUAUGUGAUUUCCAGGCAUAUUGUGCUAUUUUAUAGAACUAUCAAGUAACUAUGUUACCUUCAGUCAUUAUUUUAUCACAUAUAACUUAAAAGAAAUCUUUCCUCCUAAUUUAGAGACUUGAAAUUGGGUCUGUCGCUUGAAAAACUCCUCCUCUCCCUGAAACUCUACCGCUAAUCAGCACAACAUGGCUCCUCUAUUAACCCUUUAUUAUUAUUUAUUAACAUUUUUACCAGUGAUACACUGAGUUGUAGCUCCUGUAAUGAGUUGAGCAGAUAUGCAGUUCCAC